Messenger RNA from Rotaria sp. Silwood2, 2292 nucleotides. NCBI's taxonomy places the organism in Eukaryota, Metazoa, Rotifera, Eurotatoria, Philodinida, Philodinidae. The record is from the annotation of a GenBank genome assembly.
AUGGCUGCAGCGACACAACCAAUGCCAAUGACAGGAGCUAAUUUUGCUUUUUUUGGUAUCACUUCAUCCGGUAAAAGUACAAUGCUUAACCAAUUUCUCGGGAAACAAGUUGCAGCCACUGGUGCUGGUGAUACAACAACUCAGGUGCAACGAUAUGAUGGUAAUGGUUUUUCUCUCUAUGAUAUUCCCGGCAAAAAUGAUGAGGUAUCUUAUUUUACAAUGGAAUAUGUUGCUUUUUGGAAGGGUUUGACAGCUCGUCUCGUACUUAUUACGGCAACAGUAAAAGAAAUGACUAGUGUAUGUCGUGUACUUGAUGCUAUUAAUCUGACAUAUGAUAUUGUAGUCAGUAAGUUUGACCAACAUCAGGAAGAUGAAAGAGAUCAGUUAAAAGCACAGAUUCAUGCUGAAAUCAAGCAACUUGAACUUAAAGGCGUUGAAAACGUCUGGUUCGUCAGUUCUAAGUAUCCUCAAAUGUUUGAUGAUUGGCUUCAAAUGGUUCAUAGUCUCACUGGAAGAUCAUACAACUUUAAUAAUAUGACAAUAAAGAAUAAGACAGAAACCGAUUCUAGAAUAAUAUUCUUCUCACAAUCUGAAACGAAUAUUACGACUUCAAAACUUGUACAAGAUCAAUUUUCUUUGCAACUCAACAAGCUGAAUUCAAUGGGAUUUAAUGAUGAGAAUAAGAACCGACAAUUACUUAUUAAAAAUAAUGGCGAUAUAGCUACUACUAUCGACUCACUCAUGAACAGUACCAUCACCACUUUUGACUUAUGUGUAGAUAGUACUAGUACGGUCGAUAAGUUUGCAGAGCAGCUACAGACACUAAAAUCGAUGGGUUUUACCAAUGAUGAACAGAACCUAACGUUGCUUAGAGAAUUCAAUGGUGACUGUGAAAGUGUGAUAGACAUAUUAAUGGAAUCUUGAUAAAUAGAGUGUAUAUUUACAACCAUAAUAAAAAUUAAUCUUUCUUCGAGAAUUUUAUUUACUUCAAUGUGUUGGAAAAAAUAUCCAUUAAAUGAUCAUCCUAUGAAAGACGCAACAUUGAGGAAAAUAAAAGAGCAAUAAAUGUAAACAUGAACCUUAUCAGUGUGCCAAAGAAAGAAUUUCUGAAUCGCUAUUCUUUUUAAUCCAGAUCAUGAUGGUAAAUAGGCUUAUACACCAUCCCACCAACAUUAAUAAUAAUGCUUUAGUUAUUUACUCAUAAUAACAUUUGUAAAUUAUUCCAAACCUUGAAAUAAAAUUGUAAUUUUAGUAGAAAAUAGAGCAUGUUCUUUGUUAAAAUUUUAUACUUGUUUCCAUCGGAUCUAAUUUGGACUGUAUCGUCUUCUAACUCUGACGUUGAAGCCUAGAACAUAAAAGACUAUGCAUGUUUUGACGUUCAACUUGAGACAGACGAUUAUUUAUUGGUUGAAAUAUUUUCAAAAGGAAAAAUGUUAGAAGAAUUUUGCAGUAGCAUCGAUAUAUACAAAGCUUAUUUUAAUAUUAAUUGUUAUCGCUCCAACAGCAUUGUCCUAUUUUGUUUUGAGAAAAGUUCAACUUUCUACCUUAACUAUUUAUUUUUGAGAAAUCAAUCUAAGAAAUGUGAUUUCUAAUGAGAUCAAGAUCUUUUUGCAAGAAUAUUAUACAAAACUGACUAUUUUCUUUAUCUAAAGCUCAAACGAUUGAUAAGAAAAAUAAUGUGAUUACAAUGAAGGACUUCCAUUUAUUAUUUAGAAAGCGACUUUUGUUCUAGCACUUCUACAUAUGUAAAUGCUUCCCAUAUCGAAAUGAACCUGUAAGAGAGGACUGCUGAAAUCCAAAGCAUGACUGUCCACUGACUUUAUAACUUAAAGUAGUAUUUUACAUUCACCAAUAUCAAUAGGCGAUGAGGAGUCUUGCAUUCAAUCUUAAAACGAAAUCAUUAGUGUCACAAAUUCAUUUUAGUUAAGACCACCAGAUAUUUUAUUAAAUUAAAGCAACUUUCUUCACUUAAAGUUUAAAUAAGUUUUUUAACUUAUUUUAUCUUGUUUGAAAAAAAGUAUUGUAAAAUACACCGAACCUUUACAACAAAGAGAUAGACAAAAAACGAAAUUUUCUUAGAAAUAAAACAAUCUGAUUUUAUAUCUCAAAAAUAUGCAAUAAGUGACGGGAAACUAUGUUUUUUGUCAAGAGACAUCGAUUCCUUUCUAUGUUUGAGGAUGUUUUAGAUAGUUGACCAUUUGAAGCCAGUCUGGAAAUUGUGCUGGAUAUUUAGCACUAACAAAAAACACAUGUCCUACACUUUUCAACCCAAUUUUUGCAAUUUCUUUUCGU